This is a messenger RNA of Orussus abietinus, 2269 nucleotides long. It is a transcript of the gene Adss, whose product is annotated as adenylosuccinate synthetase. Gene Ontology annotation, biological process: IMP metabolic process; 'de novo' AMP biosynthetic process. The transcript is spliced from 6 exons. The coding region runs from base 449 to 1825 and encodes 458 amino acids. Gene Ontology annotation, molecular function: adenylosuccinate synthase activity; GTP binding. Lineage: Eukaryota; Metazoa; Arthropoda; Insecta; Hymenoptera; Orussidae. The record is from RefSeq and is a predicted model, not a curated record. Gene Ontology annotation, cellular component: cytoplasm.
UAUUAAUUAAAUUUGUGUUAAUUAUAUAUACAAAAAUUUUCGAUUUUUUGAAUCGAUUCUUCUAAGAAAAUCGAACAUCCCUAAUUGCUCUUCUUUUUGCUAUCGUGUGUUGGAUUUCGGGUGAUUUCGGUUGAUUUCGGGUGAUUUCGGCGGUGACAUCAACGGUCCGCGCGGAAGUGGGCGGUCUUCCGCUGCGCGUCGCGCGCGCCGCCAUGCUGGUGUCUGUUGGUAGCAUUGCCGUGGAGUCCGUUUGUAGGUUAUGAUAAAUCGACGAUCGCAAUUGUCGAAGCGUGCGGAGGGUGCGGAGUAGGCAGGAGUAGGGGAGUGACGGAGGACGGAAGAGACGUGCGGUCGCGCCCGUCAGCUCUAUCCAGGCCGUCGAGUCCGGCUGAGUCCGGUCGAUCCCGGUUGAAGAGGCGAGACCUCGUGGCCGUCCUCACCAUUGACAAUGUCGGCCUGCCCGAGACUGCUGCAGCACUCGAUGCAACAAGCCAACGGUGACGGGAAUCCGACCUCCCCGCGGAAGAAACAACGAACGUCCAUCCCGGGUUCCCUCUACAAGGUCACGGUCGUCCUGGGCGCCCAGUGGGGCGACGAAGGCAAGGGGAAAGUCGUUGAUAUGCUCGCGACCGACGCCGACAUCGUCUGCAGAUGUCAGGGUGGAAAUAAUGCCGGUCACACGGUAGUUGUAGAAGGAGCUACAUUUGACUUUCACCUCCUUCCAAGCGGUAUAAUCAAUCCAGGAUGCAAGUCCGUCAUAGGAAACGGAGUCGUCAUACAUUUGCCAGGUCUCUUCGAAGAGCUGGAGAAAAACGAAUCCAAGGGUCUGAAAGACUGGAAGGAGAGGUUGAUAAUAUCGGAUCGGGCUCACAUCGUCUUUGACUUCCACCAACAAGUCGAUGGCUUGCAGGAGCUGGAAAAGGGAACGCAGUCCCUGGGAACCACCAAGAAGGGGAUCGGUCCUACGUAUUCCAGCAAAGCUGCCAGGAACGGUCUCAGGAUUGCGGACCUCCUCGGGGAUUAUGACAAGUUCUCGGAAAAGUUUGAGACGCUGGUUGCUUCUUACCAAAGAAUGUUCCCUGCCUUACACGUUGAUGUUAAAUCUGAACUCGAAAUGUACAAAGGAUACGCCGAGCGCAUAAGACCGCUGGUGAAGGAGACCGUGUGCUUCUUGCACAAAGCUCUGAAGGAGGGCCAGAAGAUCCUGGUGGAGGGUGCUAAUGCAGCGAUGCUGGACAUCGACUUCGGCACCUAUCCGUACGUCACGAGCUCCAAUUGCAGUAUAGGCGGAGUUUGCACGGGAUUGGGAUUACCUCCGAGUAUGAUAGGCGAGGUGGUGGGCGUGGUGAAGGCCUACACCACGCGGGUAGGCGACGGACCCUUCCCCACGGAACUUCUCGACGAGACGGGGAAACUGCUGCAGAGCAGAGGCCACGAAAUCGGCGUGACGACCAGGAGGAAGAGGCGCUGCGGCUGGCUUGACCUGACCCUUCUCAAGUUUACAGCGAUGGUCAACGGGUACACCUCCAUAUGCCUGACGAAGCUGGACAUCCUGGACACCCUGGCGGAAAUCAAGGUGUGCGUGGGGUACCGCUUGAACGACGAGGAGAUGGAAUUCUAUCCCAGCAGCGCAUCCGUCCUGAGCCAGGUCGAGCCGAUAUACGAGACCGUGGAAGGUUGGCAAUCCAACACGGAGGUCGUUAGAUCGUUCGAUAAAUUACCGGCCAACGCGCGGAAGUACGUGCGGUUGAUAAGGGAUCAUCUGGAGAUACCAGUUAAAUGGAUCGGCGUGGGAGCUGGUCGAGAAAGCAUAAUCACCCUCUGACGAUUCACCAACGGCGGGUAUUUAUUUCAACGCACCAGUUUUAGCAUAUCGUUAACGUUAAUCGCGUCGCAGUAUUUGCGAUUACGAGCUGGCGCACGCACAACGGGAGCUGCGGCUUAGCGAGGAAUCGCCGUCGAACCACGCAAUGCGUAAUUCUACGUAGAGGCCGUCAUGGCGGGGGAUGUCGGGCUCGACAUCCGCGAUUGCGCGCCCUUACCGAGGUGAGUAGUCCGAUGACUCGAGAGGGAGGCCUUCAACGGUGUUUAUUUAACGAGUCCUAAUUCGUCGAGCGUACGUAUACCAGUCGUAUGUUUCACCACCGCGUAGUGUCCGCCGUUCUAUUCGUGGGAAGGAGGGGAGAGUAAUUGUUCUAAUUUACUGUGAAAUAGAUCGGAACCGUUGUUGUACAAAUACCUGAUAAUAACAAUUGUCUAUUACACCAAA